This is a messenger RNA of Aedes albopictus (Asian tiger mosquito), 928 nucleotides long. RefSeq lists its product as uncharacterized. Bases 138 to 506 code for a protein of 122 amino acids. NCBI's taxonomy places the organism in Eukaryota, Metazoa, Arthropoda, Insecta, Diptera, Culicidae. Gene Ontology annotation, molecular function: zinc ion binding. Gene Ontology annotation, cellular component: nucleus. The transcript has 3 exons. The record is from RefSeq and is a predicted model, not a curated record.
AGCGAAAAGUCAUGUCCAUAAAAAAAAUACCAUCACUGGCCAGGAAAAAUCACGAGCAACGGGAGAGUUCGACUACAAUAACAAAGAAUAUUCAGGACGGAAAAAUAGUAUUUUUCCGGUGAAAAUUACAGCUUAAGAUGGUUCAGGAUACAAAUUUUAUUUGUCCACGGAUAUACAACGCCUGUAGGUUAUGCAAAAUUCGCGGAAAUCAACUAAAUAAAAUCAACCAAGUGAUAUCCGAUAAAAUUUACGAAUGCACCACAUUAAAGAUCAUCUCGACCCCACAAUGUAAGGCGUUCAUCUGCGAUGGCUGCAAGGCGAAGAUCGACGAACACUAUCAAUUCAAAAUGCAAUGCAUAAAGAAUGUCAAUUUGCAACGGUUUAAUAAUGGCACAAUCGGACCUAUAGCUGAGACUCCGGGCAGUAGCACUGAAGGCAGUGAGCCAACUGCGACAGCCAGUGCACUAGUGGAAGCUAUCCCUAGCAGCAGCAGUAAAGCAGACUAAGAGGCCGUGGAAAGCUUUGUCUCGGUUGAGGAGUGUUAACUAUUAGUGAAGAAGAAUUGUUUACGAGUUUUAUCUUUAUUUAGACUUAUUAUAUUAUACGUUUGUUCGUUAGUGCUUUCGCCCGGAAAGGCACCAUUUCUCUAAGGAACAGUUCAUACUGAUUGUGAUAUAUGUUGGGCGUAGGAUUGUUCGGCCAAAUGAUUCGAAUUCUUAAAUUCUCUAGUCCCACUUUACAUCUGGUCGAAUACGAUACAGACGAGCUGAAUAUUUUACUGGCCUGCCGCAACCAAAAAUAACCGAUAGAGAUGCUGUAUAUACAGAAACCCUGCGGAGAUAUUGAGUAUAUGUUCUGCAGUGUGCAUAGACAACUAAGUCCUAAUUCUGAGUUUUGAGAAUAAAGUUUUGUUAUUAACUAACGGAAA